AUGAAGAAACCAUCCUCUGCCCUGCACACCAUUGUUCUCCCCUCCACAGCGGGAGAGCAACAUGUCUCCCCACAAGAUAGUGAUGCGGCGACCCGCCAAGCCCUCGUCAAUACGCUCCGCUCUAACAUGCUCAAAUGCAGUCCUCCCGAAACCUGGGGAGCUGGCGAUAUCUACGAAACAUGUUCUCCGCAUCCAGUCCUCAUCACACCCGCUCACAAGAAACAGCUGGAAAGCUUAAGUGGGGCGUUAGCUACAGCGAUUUUCGACAUCGUAGACCGAUGGUGGAGCGAUGCUGAAUCGAGAUUUCCAGAGCGCAUGCCAGUUGAGCCUUUUGAGGAGGAUUUGCUACGGUGGAUGGACUCCCAACCAGAAAGUGUAAUUCGCCCCUUUGAAACCUGCACGGGAUCAUGGCGACCAGAUAUGCUGCUCGAGCCAGGAGUCAACGGGGGAAUUGAGAAUUAUCGCAUCUGCGAAAUCAACGCUCGUUUUUGUAUGAAUGGGUUUCUAGUCACUGCCUAUGGACAGCAGGCACUGCUUGAUAUGGGCGUUGGGCGGAACGGACUCAAGGGCGUGACAGAUCCAGAGACGGUUAGUCCGUACUAUCUCCAUGAAGAGCAAGAGCUAACGAAACAGGUGAAAAAUGGACUCAAUAGUCUUUACAAUCCCAGUCUACCGCUGCACUUCUGUAAGGGUGAGGAACCUGGGUAUGAUAUCCAUCUUUACCGCCACUACGCGAAAUCGCUCGGGAUUGAGAUGCGGCUCAUUGAUCCGACUGAUCUGCGUUUACUCAAGUCUCUUACUUCGCCUGGUGGGCACAAAUUGUACUGCCUUGCGCGGGAGAAUGCUGCCGGUACCGUCACCAACGAUGACGGUGAAACCCUCGAGGAAGUUCACCAGAUCGGUCUGGAACUUCACCAGAGGGAGCUGGCGAGAAUGACGCCCCAAAUGCUGCAGCAGCUCAGCAUGCGAUGCUUCAACGAUAUGCGCACUAUCUUCCUUGUCCACGACAAGCGGUUACUCGGCAUCAUCAUUGAAGAACUCGACAAUCUAGUCGCGCGCAACGUGCUCACCGGGGAACAAGCCACCGUUCUCCACAAAGGAAUAGUUCCAACCAUCACCCCAGGCUCACCACAACUCUCCCAAUUUAUCGGAGAAUGUCGCAAUCCCUCCCUCAAAGACGCCUACAUCCUCAAACCCGUCCGCAGCGGCAAGGGAGCCGGGAUCCUCUUUGGAGACCAACUUGACCAGGAUGAAUGGCUAUCGAAAGUGGAGGCUAUGCGGAACCCCAAUCUGCAGUCUGGAAAGACUACCUAUGUGAUACAGCGGCGCGUCGAACACAGUCUCUACGAGGUACUCCUGCGCGAGUGUGACGGUGUGCAGCGCUACCCACUCAUCGGUACUUUUAUGAUGAUCUAUGGCAAGCUCCUGGGCCUCGGGCUAUGGAGAAGCGGCCCAGGGCGGAUCUGUGCGCUAAGUCUGGGUGGCGGCUGGAUCUGUUCAGUUGAGGAAUAG
Molecule: messenger RNA, 1512 nt
Organism: Penicillium brevicompactum
Lineage: Eukaryota; Fungi; Ascomycota; Eurotiomycetes; Eurotiales; Aspergillaceae
Exons: 2
Coding region: 1-1512 (503 amino acids)
Source: RefSeq, a predicted model, not a curated record